Molecule: messenger RNA, 2061 nt
Organism: Andrographis paniculata
Lineage: Eukaryota; Viridiplantae; Streptophyta; Magnoliopsida; Lamiales; Acanthaceae
Exons: 2
Coding region: 75-1163 (362 amino acids)
Biological process (GO): telomere maintenance; DNA repair
Molecular function (GO): DNA helicase activity
Source: RefSeq, a predicted model, not a curated record
GUCAGAUAAGCAAACAGUCUACCUUAGCAAAUGAGUUACGACAUACCGACCUAAUUAUUUGGGAUGAAAUUUCAAUGGCAAGACGUGAACUAAUUGAGGCUUUUGACAUUACUAUGAGAGAUAUUAUGGAUAACAACAUCAGUUUUGGUGGUAAAGUUAUAAUCUUCGGGGGGCAUUUCCGUCAAAUUACUCCUGUCAUAAGAGACGGAACAAAGGACCAGUACAUCGAAGCAAGUUGUGUAUCGUCUCCUCUAUUUACACAUGCAGAUAAGUUUCACUUAACUGUCAACAUGCGAGCACAAAACGAUAAAUCAUUUGCAGCAUUUCUUGAGGAAGUAGGGAACAACUCUUGUGUAAAUAACAACAAAGGAGAGAUUCAGAUCCCAACAACUUCAUUGAUUACCUCUGAAAAUAAUGACUUGUUGCAACUAAUUGACAAGAUCUACCCACAUAAUUUACUCCAUCCAAGUUCCUCUGCUGCAUUAAUUGGUAGAUCUAUAUUGACACCAACCAACGAGACAGUUGAUACUAUUAACAAUCAAAUAAUUGAAAGCAUGUUUGGAGAACCAAUCGUACUAAUUGCAAGAGAUGUAACUAAAGAUCCAUCACAACAAGCACAUUAUGAAGAUUACCUAAAUACUUUGACACCUAAUGGUAUGCCACCUCAUAGAUUAGUUUUGAAGACAGGUGCACCAAUAAUGCUAUUGCGUAACUUAGACCCCACAAAUGGCCUUUCAAAUGGUACACGGCUUGUUUGCAAGCAAAUUACACGCAAUCUCUUACAAGCAGAGAUUGCAACUGGCCCGCAAAAAGGAACUUUAUGCUUCAUACCACGAAUACCUUUAAAGCCUAACAAUAUACAUGAAUGCUCUGUUGAGUUCAUACGUACUCAAUUUCCAGUGAAGUUGUGCUUCUCAAUGACCAUUAACAAAUCACAAGGGCAGACAUUAGACGUUGUUGGAGUGUACAUGAAACAACCGGUAUUUAUGCAUGGCCAACUAUAUGUUGCACUAUCACGAGCAAAAUCUUUUGACUCUUUGCAUGUCCUCAUUCCUUCAGACAUCAACACUGGAAUGCAUUGUUCUUGGACGAGAAACAUAGUUUACAAGAAGCUUUUACAAUUGGCUGGCAUUAAUAUACCUCCACUUCCAAAUCCCACAUAGUCCGCAUCCAUAAGAGCCCACCUGCUACCCUUACUCCCACAUUAUUGUCAACAAUCUAUUUCUUUUUUAUUCAGUUUUUGCCUUUUUUGGUCACAUCUCAUGCCGUCUUUAGUUUGUUUCGGGUGAUUUUUCAUGGAUUAUAUUUUUAUGGAGGCUUAAAUCAAACAUGGUAAGUUCUCUAAUAUUUUUAUGAUACACUUAAUUUUGUUAGUGUGAGUUACAGUUAUGCUGCAUUUAUUUAUUCAUGAAUCUUCUAUUUCUGUCAGAAUUUUCAGUCCUGCUUUUUCCUACUGUUUGAUGCAAGCUGAUUUUUAGCUAUUUAUAUUGUUAUGCAUCUAUGGUUUUUUCAUGUAGCAUAUAUGUAAACUGACUUUCUAUCAUCUGCACCUUAUGUACGUAUAUUAUCUCUUAUAGAUUGCUCUCCUAUUUGUUGUCAGAUGUCAACACUUUGAGUUUGUUAUACCUCUGACAAAAUAUGUGAAGGCUAUAUACCACACCAAAGUAGGAGAUGGCAUGCGCUUUCAGAAGCUAUUUGAAACUAAAGAAUCCAGUGUUCAUAACUACGUUGGACAUUCAUUGCAGUUUAUAUUAUAUUAUUGCGUUUCAAAUUAGGAAAUGCUGGGAAUGAAUCAAUCCAUAUACACAGCCAUAGAUGUUUCAAAGUCCAUUAAUGGUUUAGAGAUCAAGUAUGUGGAUAUAUUACCAUUGUUGUUUGCCAGCACUAAUCUCUAGAUUAAUGGGAGAUAACUGCCUACAGUACCGGAUUUCAGGCAGAAGAUUCUUGCUGCCAACAGCAUACUCUUUGCUAAACUGGAAUACAUAUACUUAACGACAGAAAACUUUUAUUUACAUAUAUGAUGCAUAUGCUGUUCCAUUACAGCCUUACAUUAAUUUAGUC